This is a messenger RNA of Cervus elaphus (red deer), 2114 nucleotides long. It is a transcript of the gene TCEAL9, whose product is annotated as transcription elongation factor A like 9. The coding region runs from base 292 to 588 and encodes 98 amino acids. The record is from RefSeq and is a predicted model, not a curated record. The transcript is spliced from 3 exons. Lineage: Eukaryota; Metazoa; Chordata; Mammalia; Artiodactyla; Cervidae.
UCAUGUGACCACGAGUCGACGUGUGCAGAAGUCCUGCUAGUCUGGUCCUUGUUCCCGUUUGGGUACCAGCUUCCUUCAGCAGCGGUAGCCGGUGGGGCCAACGGUGGGGAAGGAGGAGUCUACUGGCUGAAAUUUUUCAGGUCUGCUGUUCUGAAAAGGCCAGGAAGAAAAGUGAUCGGAUGAGAAGAUGAGGGAAAUAUUAUGAAGACCCCUGGAGUGGAGAAGUAGUUGUUUUCAAAUAAGAAUAAGUAGAAGAAAAGAAAGGAAGAGGGAAAGAAAGGGAGACACAAGAUGAAACCCUGUCAAAAAAUUGAAGAAAAAACAGAAAAUGAGAAUGAACCAAAAGUUGAAGAAGUACCAAAGCCUGAGGAAAAGCAAGAGGAGGAGGAAAAAACAGAAGAAACUUUUAGAGAAAGACUGAUUCAGUCUCUCCAGGAAUUUAAAGAAGAUAUACACAACAGGCAUUUAAGCAAGGAAGAUGUGUUUAGAAAUGUGAAUGAAACUGAUGAGAUAAGGAGAGUCAGAAACAAACUUACAGUGAUGCGUUGGAAGGUUAAUCGAAACCAUCCUUACCCCUAUUUAAUGUAGUUUACCUUGAUUUCUAUUUUUUCUGAUGUUGACAUUACUUUCUUUUUUUGUUGUCCUGUAUAUCUCUGUCCAUCUUUCUGCUUUUAACUUGUUGCUGUUAGUGGUUUUAGAUGCAUCUCAUUGUUUAUUUCAAACCAAUCUACAAGUCUUUGCCUUUUAAUAGGAGAGCUUUACUCAUUUGUACAAAAAGAGAUUCCUAACAGGAUAUAAAAUGUAAAAAAGUUACUAAGUAAUAUGUGAAUAUCAUAUUUUUGAAAGGGAAAGGUACAUUUGUAUAUUCCAUAUAUACACAGAAGAAUAUGUAAAGGAUGAAAGACAAAAAAUAUAGUCAGUGUAGGAUUAUGAGUGAUUUUUUUAAUUCAGCUUAUUUGUAUUUUUCCUUAUUCCUAGAAUGUACACACGUUAUUGUUAAAAAUAAUAAAAUUUUAUAACAAAAAAAGGAGUAACCAACAGUAGUUAGUAUAUUUCUAAAGGCAUUGAGACAUAAUAUUUAUUAGCAGAAUUUUAGAAGUAAAUGUGAACUCCAAAUUACCACCAGACCUCUUAGCUAGAAAAAUAAAUUUUAUAUCUUUUCUCAUUUGCAGUAUAGAGAUAAUAAUGAUCUUUCUGGGAUCUCAUAAGGACCAAAUAAGGUACUGACUGUGAGCUGUAUUUGACAAGCUUUUAUUCCCAUAUGCCCAUGUAGGAUGCCAAAUCCUAAGAGAUUUGUUUUAGGUAUUUUGGAGGGAGAAGGUUAGUCCUCACCUGUGCUUAAGAAAAAAUCCAGACAGCUGUUAGGUGGGUACCACCUUUGUUUUUCUCUCCUCCUGUGCCUGUCCAACCUUUUAUGCCCCUCCCCUUGAUACUACCACGUGUACUGGAUAUUUCUGCCCCUUCAUUCAGAUUCUGUACCUCUCAGCCCCCUAACACUGCUAAUGUGCUAGAAAUCUCAAAUAGUGAAGCCCAACAUAUUUCUUUGGAACCCGCUUGAUUCUCCAGUCUGAGCUCUACAGAAGUGGGGAGAAUGCCCAUCUCUUCAGUUUAGAUGUUUAUGCAAGGCCACUUGGGCUGUGAUAUCUUACUGAUACCUUGGCAACUUUGGGAUUUGAAUCAAAGAACCCCUCUUCCCUAUAGGACUCAGACACAAUGGGUCUGUUUAGGGGUGGGACCAGAAAAUAAGUCUGAAUAAGAGACAUUAUGCUUUAGUCAGGGUUGCUUCUGAGUCUAAAGAUUGGUUUAUCUUCCUGAGUUUCAUUUCCUUAGGGUGAGUGAUCUCUCCCAAAAACUGGUGGCAGGCCUCCUCACCAACUCAAAAGAUACCCUUAGACUUGUGUAAGUUUUAAAGGGAGGCUCAAGUCAGAUUUUGCAAUAUUCCCAUUCUUUAUUGGAAAUGUAUGAAAGUGCUGGGUAAGACUUACUGUGUAUUUAUAUCUGCAUCCAGAUUUUCAUAACUAUAUGUGUAUCUGUGGAUCACAGUUGUACCAACAGUGUAUUAUUUUUCCUCUGUGAUGCUCAUUUUGGGGGCAGUUAAUCACUUCAGACCAUUC